UAAGAGGAGGGGAUACUUCAAAUACUGUCGCAUAUUUUUAAUUGUCUCAUUUACAGUCAUAAAUUUAGAAUGAUAAAAACGUUACAAUCGAAAGCUCAAUUGUCUCCUCAAUUUUCAAUUACCACCAUAUUAGCAGUCUAUUUCAAUCAAGUGAAGAUGAAAUACCUAAUCGGUCUGCUUAUCGCACAAUUAUUCCUAUUGACUUCUGCCUCUGUUCCCCUUGUUAUCAAUACAUGGAAUUUUCGGGAUGCCAAUUUUCAAGCAUGGAAAGCUCUCUAUUGGGAGGGUCGAACACCCCUAGAUGCCCUUGUUGCCGGAUGCAGUGCCUGUGAGAUUAAGCAAUGUGAUACUUCAGUGGGAUUUGGAGGUAGUCCAGAUGAACAGGGAAAUACAAGUCUAGAUGCUAUGAUAAUGGAUGGAAGAACAAUGAAUGUGGGAGCUGUGGCCAAUGUCAGAAAUGUGAAAAAUGUAAUAGGAGUAGCUCGGCAUGUCCUAGAAUACACUAGGCACACCCUCUUGGCCGGAGAUCAAGUAUCGGAAUUUGCACAGGAAAUGGGAUUUCCGCUUGAGUCUCUUCAGACGACAGCAUCUCGACAGCAGUGGCAAAAUUGGCUAGCCAACAAUUGUCAGCCAAAUUUCUGGGUGAAUGUUGUCCCUGAUUCUCGUACAUCAUGUGGUCCUUAUGAACCCAUGUGCAAAAAUUCCGUUGAAGAUUGCAUUGCACCGGGUAAUCGGGAAGAUUUUGAAAUUGGUCCUGAUAAUCAUGAUACAAUUGGAAUGAUUGUGAUUGGGAAAAACGGCCAUAUUGUUGCUGGUACAUCCACGAAUGGAGCUACUCAUAAGAUCCCUGGACGUGUUGGAGAUUCUCCAAUUCCAGGAGCAGGAGCCUAUGCAGAUGAUAAUGUUGGAGCCGCCACAGCUACUGGAGAUGGAGAUAUUAUGAUGAGAUUUCUACCUUCUCUCCUCGCAGUAGAAGACAUGAGAAAGGGAAUUGAACCAAGUAUAGCUGCAGAGAAUGCUCUUCGUCGCAUUGCUGAAUUUUAUCCCACAUUUUCCGGUGCUCUGAUUGCUGCAACAAAAGACGGACGAUAUGGUGCUUCUUGUUUUGGAUGGAAGAGUUUUCCGUAUGCAGUUACUGAUGAAGAUUUUAACGGAAGAACUACAACAUUUACCAUUGAAUGCUUCACAUUGAAUUGAUUUAAUGUUGUAAUGAACUCAUGCAUACAGUAGACUCUCUCUCAAUCGCGAAUAUGGGGCAAAAUGUCAUCCGGUUUAGCGAUAGAAUUGAGCGUCAAAGCCUUUGUAAAUUCCAUAAAAAGCGCUCAAUUAUAAAGAAUCACGAUAAAAUAGGAAGAACUACAGCGAAUUUGAGCGAUUUAGCUUCAUAAUUAAACGUGAAAAUUGUCAACAAAAUUUGUCGCCCGAUUGAAAAAGAGCCGAUUGAGUGAGAGUCUACUGUAGAUGAAUAAUAAAGCCAGAUAUUCCCCAUACCAUUAUUACUAAACUAAGUAAGUAAGGAAGUAAGGCUACAAAAGGCUACUUUUUGACAUACUUUAUCAAGAAUAAAGUUUGAUCUAUUUUAAUUUAGAUCCACAAUUUUUUCGUCUAUUUAAAUUACAUUACGUUAAAGCCCCACUCCCUGUAUUCAUAUAAGAAAAAUAUAAUAUCAAUAUAGCCGAUCAUCCUCAUCUUCCCCUAUUCCGUUAAAAACAAAUAUUUUCAAAUUAUUCAGUGGUGAGUUACCUUAUUUGAGUUACAGGGAAGGCAUUUUAAGAACAGUUUUGACAUUACUCUAUAAACAUAAAAAAAUAAAAUAUUGUUUUAGUGAAAAUGGGAAGCCUAGAAAAUCCACUAAUUCAUUGCCACACAAUUCGUGAUUUACUAAACAGACUAAAUAGAAUCUACAAUGAAGUGAUUGAUCAUGAAAAUACUCUGCCAAAAUGUGAAAUUUGUUGGCAAAAUCAUGCAGAAUUCAAUUCACUAAAAGCACAAUUAUUCUUCAUUGUGCAGGACAAUGCCACCGGAAAAAAGGAAGAACGCCCUGCUUUUGAGUAUGUCCAGCUAGAAAAUGAUCCUCAAAUUCAACCAUCGAUUAUUAUGAAAGAGGAACCUGAACUUAUCCUCGCAAACACUGAAAACUACCUAAGUGACAUAGAAUCAGAUGAUAUGAGAGAAAGUAACAUGGAACCCAUGGAACAUUCCGACUUACUGGAAGAAACAGAUAUUCUAGGUGAUAUCAAAUCGAAGGAGGAAAAGAUGACAUGUAGAUUUUGCUUCAAAAACUUCUAUAAUGAAGGGAGCCUAAAGGAGCAUAUGGCCAAUCAUGCAACAAGCGGACCAUUCAAUUGUUGUACUUGUGGAACUACAUUUGAAUCUGUGGACGAAUUAACAGAUCAUCUGCAGAGUCACAAAAAGUACAUAGAUUUGGGAUUAGGAAGCUCGACUAUGUAUACGAAUACGAUAAAAGUAGAACCAAACGCUCAGAGCACAAUCCAGAAAUCUCAAUUUGAUUGUGCAUUUUGCGGCAUGGAAUUCUCCAAAAAACGACAAAUAGUAACUCACUUACGUGUGCACAAACAACCGGAAAAUAGUAACAAAGCUUUAAAUAAAAAAGCUUUGGAAGGUAGAACCUGUGGAUAUUGUCAUAGGGGUUUCAAUACAUCCAAGGGAUUAAAGAAGCAUCUCGAGAUUUGUAAAAAGAAAAAAGAAUUUCUUAACAAGAAGGAAAAACCAUUGUAUUCUUGUAAGUUUUGCGAUAAAUCCUUCCGGAAUUCAAUAACAAUGGACAAUCACAUGGAAUAUCGCGAAGCUGCAAAUAUAAAUUGUGAUAUAUGCAAUAAGAAAUUCUGUAUACACUCAGAUCUGCAGAAUCAUCAGAAAACCGUGCACAGAAUGAAUGUUUCUCUGAAAUGUCAGUAUUGCAAAGAACAAUUUUUAAACUAUCGUCUCAUCUACAAACACCAUAGGGAGAUCCAUCCACGGGAACCCGUACCUCGAAGUCCACAUCUUUGUGAAUCAUGUGGUUUAUCAAUGAUGGAUUCAGCAGAGCUUAGUCGUCAUGCAAUGAGUUGUCAUAAUUCUAGUAAUAGACCAAAAUGCGAUGUUUGCAAAAAAAUAUUUGUUAAAGAGGCAGAACUAGAAGAGCACAAACGGAUUCAUAUACCAAUCUCUCAACUUCAGGAUCUCUAUCAAUGCGAUUUGUGUCCUAAGAAGUUUCGAAUGAAGAAAACUUUUCUGAAGCACAAGCGUCUUCAUGCAGAAAAUAAAAUUACUGAAAUGUUCUGUAAUGUUUGUGGAAAACGCUUCAUUAAUAUUGAAAAACUCCAAGAACACGAAUUGAAACAUGUUAAUGAAGCCCCCAGACUUAAAUGCGAUAUAUGUGGAUUUCAGUAUAAGGAUUUGAUACUCCUAAAUCAACAUCGAAAAAUUUAUCACAAUAUUUUCACUCAAAUGAUGCUGAACAUGAAACCGAGAAAGAAAUAAAACACGUUCACCCUUCA
Molecule: messenger RNA, 3500 nt
Organism: Phlebotomus papatasi
Lineage: Eukaryota; Metazoa; Arthropoda; Insecta; Diptera; Psychodidae
Product: N(4)-(Beta-N-acetylglucosaminyl)-L-asparaginase-like
Exons: 4
Coding region: 70-1197 (375 amino acids)
Biological process (GO): protein deglycosylation
Cellular component (GO): lysosome
Molecular function (GO): N4-(beta-N-acetylglucosaminyl)-L-asparaginase activity
Source: RefSeq, a predicted model, not a curated record